Messenger RNA from Impatiens glandulifera, 1239 nucleotides. Its product is annotated as epoxide hydrolase 4. NCBI's taxonomy places the organism in Eukaryota, Viridiplantae, Streptophyta, Magnoliopsida, Ericales, Balsaminaceae. The record is from RefSeq and is a predicted model, not a curated record. Bases 62 to 991 code for a protein of 309 amino acids. The transcript is spliced from 4 exons.
UAAAUGCCAACAUUUUAGAAACGUUAAUUCCUGUGUGUCUCUCUCUUUCUCUGAUCCAAAAAUGGUGAAUCUAGUAGCAGCUCAGAAACCCCUUAUUAACUGGCUAAUGAAAAUGGCCGGUGUUGUUCCUCACACAGUAGAAAUCGAAUCAGGGACCACAAUGAACAUAUGGGUUCCAAUCGAAACACUCAAUCACAAGUCCUCAUCCAAAAUUAAACAACCCAAACCAGCCGUGGUCCUCAUCCACGGUUUCGCCGGCGAAGGGAUCGUCACGUGGCAAUUCCAAGUAGGACCCCUUGCUAAAAAGUACUCUGUUUACAUUCCCGACCUCCUCUUCUUCGGUGGUUCCAUAACCGACAACCCCAACCGGUCUCCUGGUUUCCAAGCUGAGUGCCUUUACAAGGGCUUGAAGAAACUGGGUGUUGAUCAAUGCGUGGUGGUUGGUUUUAGCUAUGGAGGGAUGGUGGCUUUCAAACUGGCCGAGCUUCAUUCUCAUAUGGUUCGAGCCAUGGUGGUUUCCGGUUCAAUUCUAGCCAUGACAGAUUCAAUCAGCACCUCCACGUUGGAACAACUUGGGUUUUCUUCUUCAUCGGAGCUUUUACUUCCGACGUCGGUUAAGGGACUCAAAGCUCUUCUCACGGUUGCUACUCAUAGAAAACUCUGGUUCCCUAACAAGCUACAUAAGGAUUUCCUUGAGGUGAUGUUUAAUAAUAGAAAAGAAAGGGGUGAAUUAUUGGAGGGUCUAGUGGUUAGUAAUAAGGAUGCCACUAUUCCAAGAUUUUCUCAGAGAAUACAUCUUUUAUGGGGUGAAAAUGAUCAGAUCUUCAAGCUAGAACUUGCUCAAAACAUGAAAGAGCAACUCGGGGACAAAGUAACAAUGGAAGGGAUAAAGAGAGCCGGGCAUUUGGUCCAUUUGGAACGGCCCUGCAUGUAUACCAAAUACCUUAAGAAUUUUCUUGAUUCUUUACCUAACAAUGAAAAACAGGAAUAGCCCAUUCUUGAGGAAGAAGAAGAAGGAUCCCUAGCUAGUAAUUCUGUGAUGUUUGUAUGAUUCUAAUGUGUCUAAGCAUAUAUAUAUAAACUUAAUAAAGUGUGGGUGAUCGAUCAAUUAUUAUUGUUUGCAAUUCUACUUCAUAUUUAAGAAUUUGUAGAGUUAUGGUACCAUUCAAUUUAGAACGUUUUAAAGUUUAAGUAGUAAUUGAAUAUGCGACUUUUGGUAUUUUAAACGCUUGUUCUUUU